ACAUAGUUAUUUAUAGUUCUGUUGUAAAUAAAUAGAUUUUGAAAUUUCUUUAAAGAGUUCAAAAUUUCAGAUAAAAUGGACGUGUUAGACGACCUCAUACCAACAAAUGACCACAUUUUUAAACAUCCGUUCCCUUCUCUUGAAAUCCCUGAAUUUUACCAUUUUCCCAUCGAAGAUGGCAAUUUCGGUGAUCUUGAGUUCCUUGACCUUGCAAGUGACAGAUUACUUUGUAAGUCUAAAAAUCCCGCCCAGUUCUCUGAUAUAUACUUUAAUUCUUUGGCAACCCCCUCAGGAUACUGCUCUGCUAAUUAUCUUACUGAAGAGGCAAAUAGACUUUCGCUACUUCUCUCAGAGUCUGGAGAAAGAGAAAAAGGAGAUGUUCUGGACCGGUCAUUGAUUGAAAAUUUAGAGGAAUUGUUCGGAGUUGGUAACCAAACCAGUAAACCCAGCGUUACGAUUGACGAACAGCUUCCAAAUGUUCUUGGAACUAUGGACCAUAAGCCGAGUUACGAAGUUGAAUUCGAGGUUACUUCUGAUGUUCUGAAUAUUAUGGCGAAAAACUUUGAAAAUCUUGAAGGUUUAAUCGACAAGAGCCACAAUAUUCCAAGUCAAAUUUCUGAUGAUAAUGUUGAUAAAACUAUAACAAUCAAAUCUGUCUGUCUACAUUCUUCCCCAGAACCCCCAGCAGGAGCUGUAGCAAAGAUUAUUCUCAUCUCCAGCAAGAGUCUAAACAUGACAAAAAUUACCUUUUCUUCCAUAGAUGAUACGGAGCAGCAUUCAUUUUGCAUUCACACUGCAAACAUGAGGAAGGCAGGAGAAACGCUCCGAAAUUACCACCCGGAUAACUUGCAAGUGCUUAGAAGACUUCUCAAAUUACCAGCUUCAGGCUUACCAAGAUCAGAGAAGUUGCCUGAUACUGGACGUGACCUAGAAGAUAUAUCAAAUCCUUCAUUUGCCCAGAACAGUUCAUUGUCUUUCCCAAUACAAUGGAAACCUUUGCCUAAGGAACAAAAUGAAGAUAAGGGAUCCUGUGAUAAACUAGGGCCAGGCAAAAGUAACCCGUUAUCUUGUGAACUGAGAAAAAAAACCAGCGUCUUCAUACAUUCAUCAGACAUGCAAUUGAAAUUAGACCUAGAGAACAUGGGUAUCGACUUAGAGAUAAAAAAAAUAAAGGUCGGAGAAGAGACAUACUUAUGCUGUUCAUACCAAGACUGUACAAAAGCCUACAGUAGUGGAUACGAAUUGAAGCUGCACAUAAUGACACAUUUUAACAUUAAACCUUACAAAUGUGAUCACUCUGGCUGCACAUGGAAAUUUGUUACUGCAUUCAAAUUACAGAGACAUAAAAAAUCGCAUGAAAAACAAAAGGAGUUUAAGUGCACAUACAAUCAAUGUGAUAAAAUGUUUUCUACUCAAUACAAUCUGACAGUUCACAUUAAAAACCAUGGAAAGCUUCAAGGUUUUGUUUGUUCUCAGUGUUCUCAAGUUUUUACGGGAAAGAAAUUGUUAGAGGAGCAUUCUUCCAGGUUCCAUCCCCUGGUCCCCAAACCGUUCUCCUGUAAGUUCCCAGGGUGUGACAAAAGCUACUUCAAUAAGAGUCAUCUUCAAUCCCAUUCCAGGUUUCACAACUCUCCAUCCUACACCUGUCAAGCAGAGAAUUGUGGGAAAAGGUAUUCAACCAUUCAUCAUCUCCGCAACCAUGAACUCACUCAUUCAGAAAAACAGAGAUAUACUUGUCACGAAGAAGGUUGUAAUCAUAGUUUCAAGUCCUUGUCGAAGCUCCAACGCCAUCGCAAAACACAUGAAGAUCUUGCCUUUGUUUGCAAUGUCUGUCAAAAAUCGUUUUACCGUUCCGACCAUCAUCGAUCCCACACUCUCACACAUAACCUAGAAAAACCUUUCCAAUGUUUGGCUGACUUUUGUGAGAAAAAGUUUGCAGGACGGAUCUUGCUUCUUGAUCACGUAAGAAAGGUUCACCGAAAGAGGAAUGAGAGAACCUCGUCCUUAUUGUGCCCAAUGACUGACUGUUCUCGUAGGUUUGUUUCUCGAAUGUCGUUUGAGAGUCAUUUGACUGAACAUGGAAAAGGAUUACAGGAAGGCAACCUCUCCGAACCUCAUGAAUCCUCAUCACAUCUUGAUUUUGUAUCCCUUCUUUCCUCUGUCGGAGAGGAUAUUCUAUUUCCGGAUGAGCUAUCUUGUCCUGAAUAUGAGAUUUCCUCCGACCUCGUUGAGAAAAGACACAUUCAAAGUUCUGAUCUUCCAGUUAUUCUACACCCACAACAAGAUGCUUCCGAGGAUUACAUUGGAAACAAGAAAUCGAUCCCGACAGAGCUGCCAGGAAGUGAAGAAAUAUUCAUUACAAUCCAAUCUCAGGAUAAUUCAAAUUUUGAUCAUGGCCAUGAGAAUGUAAUAACCGUAAUUCAGUCGGACAAUGGACUCUACUCUUUGCCGAACCUGGCACACUUAUCCAAUCUGACAAGCCAACAAGAAUCGCAGUAUUUGGUUGAAGCGAUGAAUGGCGAGGUGGAAAUUCUUAUCGACGAACCUAUAAUAUUUGAACGUAAUGGUCAGAUCUUAGAACCUGAGGAAGAACUCGAACUCCCUUGUAUUCAAGCUAGUAGCACAUUGAGUCCAGCAAUGGAAGGGUUUGAAACAAAUUUAGAAAACUUUGCCGAGGAAGUCACAUUUUUGGAAGCUAAUAAGCAAUCCAAUCUAGGUGUUACCCAAGCGGAAUCUAGUGAUGAAGUGUACCUGGCUCCAUUAGUAAAACAUUCAACAAUAAACCUUCAAGAUCUCAAUUAGAAUAGAUAGCAAUAUUCGUAUGUUUUUCAGA
Eurytemora carolleeae is the source of this 2833-nucleotide messenger RNA. Its product is annotated as zinc finger protein 37. Lineage: Eukaryota; Metazoa; Arthropoda; Copepoda; Calanoida; Temoridae. The record is from RefSeq and is a predicted model, not a curated record. The transcript is spliced from 12 exons. Gene Ontology annotation, cellular component: nucleus. Gene Ontology annotation, biological process: regulation of transcription by RNA polymerase II. The coding region runs from base 76 to 2802 and encodes 908 amino acids.